Durio zibethinus is the source of this 842-nucleotide messenger RNA. Lineage: Eukaryota; Viridiplantae; Streptophyta; Magnoliopsida; Malvales; Malvaceae. The record is from RefSeq and is a predicted model, not a curated record.
AGGACUCUCUCAGCACUUAAAAGAAUGGAUGAUGAAGAUGACGAGAUGAUUAUCAACGAUCAGGAUGUUCAGAGACUUGUGAUUGUUACCCAGAAUAGUGGGACAGGUGAAGGACCAAAAGCUGGUGCGAAAGAUUCAAAGUCCAUAUCCAGUGAGCUUGAUGCUGUGAUAAAUGAUGGUCUUUACUUCUAUGAACAGGAGCUGAAAAUUAAACGAUUUAGUCGUAGAAAGAAUAACUCUAUUUAUGAGAAUAAAGAUGGAAAUCCAAGGUCUCCAAGGAGUGCAUUGGGAGUAUCAAAUUCAAAGAUAGGUGAAAACGCUGCUGGGAGCAGUAGUCUUGUGGAGUCUGGAGGAACAAGUUCCUGAAGGAAGCAAAAUAAAGGUUUCUCAAAGCAACAUUCAUUCCAGAAACAGAGAAUUUUCUCCAGCAACUUAAGAAUCAUGGAACCAGUCACAACUCAAUUUCAAUAAUAUCAGAAAGUCCACCAAGUAAUUCGGUUGGAUAUUUCUUUGGUUCUACUCCUCCAGAUAGUUAUGGCUCUAGGCCGCCUUCGAAGUUGAGCUGUUCACCACAUGGAACUCUUUCUAGCAGUCCACCAGUUGGUUCCUUGCCAAAGUCGUUUCCACCUUUUCAGCAUCCAAGUUAUCAGCUGUUAGAAGAAAAUGAUUUCAAGCAACAGAAGUAAGGGAUGGUGGAUUUUUUCUCUAAUAUAUGUAUGUAUUUUUGUAUACUUUUGCACAGUUCCACAUAUAACUUUCAAGACUUUGUCAGAUUUUUGUUGUACCUAAAAAUGACUUUCUUUGUGGUCUGUGCUAGAGCCCUUCUGCAUGUACUUGUACUU